Molecule: messenger RNA, 948 nt
Organism: Botrytis deweyae
Lineage: Eukaryota; Fungi; Ascomycota; Leotiomycetes; Helotiales; Sclerotiniaceae
Exons: 4
Coding region: 145-777 (210 amino acids)
Source: RefSeq, a predicted model, not a curated record
GCAUUCUCCAGAUUACGACGAGUGUGAAGCCAGACUUCUGGUGACUAUAGAUUCUUCACUCACUUAUAUCACCUCACCUAUCCAUCUUAUUAGUACGAUCUCAUCGAAUUUGACAUUCCCCUCCUAGCCCUAUCUCCAAUCAAAAUGAAGUUCACUACUACUCUUACAAUUUAUGCUACAUUGGCUGUGACAGCCUUGGCGCACAGAAGAGAAUAUUCUCCACGCUGCUCAAGCAACUCGGUCCUUCCAUGUACAUGUCCUUCCGGUACAGAUUACUGGGAAUCUUCUACGUGGUCUGUAGUUGGAGCCAGUGCAAACGAUGUUAAGGAUCUAAUCAUGGAUUAUUAUGACUCCGCUUGGUUCGGAGUCAUACCUUAUGAAACCCGUGGUCCGGAAAACAAGCCUGGCGUUUCCAUUCGCACUGCCUAUCUGCCAACAAAAGUAGGCACAUAUAGUAUUUCAGAGAAGUUGACAGACCUCAAGAUUGACUCUCGUGGAGGAUUUAUUGAAAAAUUCGAGCAACUUGCCUCAACCAUUCCCGUGGCGUACAAUUCUGGCAAUGGCUCUUUCGGUGGAUAUUGGGUUACUUUGGAGAGUACCUAUAUUUUCAAAUACGAAACGGCUAUACGAUGGAGUAUAUAUGCUUGUGAGACAGGACACGCGAGGAAUUUCGCCGUUUUUCAUGAGAAUGCAUUGAAGAAUGUAAGCCGUGUUUUGGCAGCGCAGGGCAAAAUUAAGGGCAUAAAUCUACAGCCGUAUUCCGUUCAGAGCUUCUAGGGAUCUGUUUAAGAGAAAUUUUAGCUUCAAAGCCAGUUUUUGUAUGACUAGGAAUGGAAAUCAAUUGAAUGGGCAGAUAGCAGACGUACUGCUAAGGAUAGAAACAUAGCUUUCAGUGUACGAGAGCAUUUCAGAGCUACAGGCUUUAGAUUGAAUCCAAAAGCAAUUAUU